CGAUGUGGUCGAGUUAUAAGAUUAACAGGUAUGCCAAAGGAAAAAUAUGAUCCUCCAGAUCCCCGCAGAUGUUACACCAUCAUGUCAGCUGAGGAGGCGGCCGGUGGGAAGAAGUCUCACUGGGCUGAGCUGGAGAUCUCUGGGCGGGUGAGGAGUCUGAGCAGCUCCUUAUGGACACUCACACACCUGACAGCGCUGCACAUCAACGACAACAACCUGAGCCGCAUCCCGCCGGACAUCGCCAAGCUGCCACACCUGGUCUACCUGAACCUGUCGUCCAACAAGCUGCGCAGCCUGCCCGCUGAGCUGGGCAACAUGGUCUCUCUCAGGGAAUUGCUUUUAAACAACAAUCUUUUACGAGUUCUGCCUUAUGAACUUGGGAGGCUGUUCCAGUUACAAACCCUGGGACUAAAAGGAAACCCUUUGUCCCAGGACAUCCUCAACCUGUACCAGGAGCCCGACGGAACCAGGAAGCUUUUGAACUACAUGCUUGACAAUCUAGCAGUGCAUCCAGAGCAGCUGCCUCAGAGACCUUGGAUCAGUCUGAAAGAGCGAGACCACGUGAUCCCCACAGCCGUGUUCACCGUCAUGUGCUACAACGUGCUGUGUGACAAGUACGCCACGCGGCAGCUGUACGGCUACUGUCCGUCCUGGGCGCUGAGCUGGGAGUACAGGAAGAAAGGCAUCAUGGAGGAAAUCACCAACUGUGACGCCGACAUCAUCAGCCUGCAGGAGGUGGAGACGGAGCAGUACUACACAUUCUUCCUGGAAACGCUGAAGGAGCGCGGCUACGACGGCUACUUCUGCCCAAAGUCUCGUGCCAAACUGGUUUCUGAACAGGAGCGGAAGCACGUGGACGGAUGCGCCGUGUUCUUCAAGACGGACAAGUUCACUUUGGUCCAGAAACACACGGUGGAGUUCAACCAGGUGGCCAUGGCCAACUCGGAGGGGUCAGAGGUCAUGCUCAACAGAGUCAUGACCAAAGACAACAUCGGCGUGGCCGUUCUGCUGGAGGUCAACAGGGACGCGUUCUCUGAGGACGUGAAACCACCUCCGGAGAGGCAGCUGAUCCUGGUGGCCAACGCCCACAUGCACUGGGACCCCGAGUACUCGGACGUCAAGCUGAUCCAAACCAUGAUGUUCCUGUCGGAGCUGAAGAGCAUCGCCGAGCGGGCCUCCGGCUCGGUGGCGCCCGCCUCCGACCCGUCCUCCAUCCCUAUCGUCUUGUGUGCUGACCUCAACUCGCUGCCCGACUCCGGUGUGGUGGAAUACCUGAGCAACGGAGGAGUGGCAGAGAACCACAAGGACUUUAAGGAGCUGCGCUACAAUGAAUGUCUGACCAACUUCAGCUGCAACGGCAAGAACGGCAACUCUGAUGGAAGCAUCACUCACAGCUUCCAGCUGAAGAGCGCCUACGACAGCAGUCUGAUGCCUUACACCAACUACACCUACGACUUCAAGGGCGUGAUCGACUACAUCUUCUUCUCCAAGACCCACCUGAGCGUCCUGGGGCUGCUGGGGCCGCUGGACAGCCAGUGGCUGGUGGACAACAGCAUCAGCGGGUGCCCCCACCCCCACAUCCCCUCGGACCACUUCUCCCUGCUGGCCCAGCUGGAGCUGCACCCGGCCCCGCCCCCUCCCAGCCGCCCCCCCCUCAACGGGCUGCACCUGCCGGUCCACAGGUAGUGCAGCCCCGCGCGUCCCACCGCUUCAGACUGGACUCUGUACAGUUCCCCUCACUGCCCCAUCCACCGCUGAGGCGCUCGCACCCACAGGAGUGAAGUAUUCGCCCGUUUGCGGCUCCUCUUUCUUUGCACACUGUAAACCUUUGUUUUAUUUCAUAUUCUCCCCAUAAAAAGGCUUGAUACCAAAUAUUGGGCUUGGGAUGAGGUUUAAUCAGAUCUAUCUAUGUCUGACCUGCAGGUUUUAGAUGUGAGCCGUUAGUUUUCAGAAGGCAGAGGUUGAUGGUCCUGAUGAUGCCUUGCUUAAGGGCCUUUAGAGCAACAUCACAACGGUAGCUCAUCUCUACUUCCUUUAGAACGUGGUUGAGUGUUAACAGCAACGGUGUCGUUUUUAUUUGUGUUUUUCAGUUUUAUGAAGCGACAGAACGAGUUCAGAUCGUCCCCUAGUCUCCGACUGGUUUAAGAGGAUGUUAGUAAACCGACGUUCACUCAGAGGAAGUUGGGAUUUUGGCCAUUUAGGGUCUUAAGAGUGGCUUUGACUGAGCUCAGAUGAUGUUUGUGUAUUAGUGCCAGAUACAAGCUGGUGAAUGUGUCCACCGACGGCUGACGCCACGUUGCUGCUGGAGCCUGUGGGCGUGUGGCGGGUGGUGCUAGGAGCCCUUUACGGAGGCUGUAACUCAGGGCUUCGCUGUGCAUCCAACAGAGUCUCAUCAACGACAGCAAAACCAAACCAGGAGCUGCGGUUCUGACGGUCCGUUAAAGCACAGCUUGUUUCUGCCCUUUGUUGCUGCUGCACUUUUGCGCCGUUACCAAAAACAGUAGUGAAGCUUCAGAAGCUGCAAAUGAAAUGAAUGCGGCUUCAGUUCAGAUAAGCAGCAGUGACUCACAGCGAGGCCCGGCCCGGUCUUUAUGUCAGAGGCAGAAGAGGCUGCGGUCGAGUGAAGCGGGAGCGGCUGCGCUGCAGCUCCAGGCUGCAGAGUUCACGCGGCGGCGGCGGCGGCGGAAGCCGUGAUGAUGCUGUUAGCCGUCAGGGAUCCAGGGAUGCUGAGGCCGAUACUUCACUCCUAACGUCGCCGCUCUGCACAUCGUCCUCCACUUUCUCGCUCCUUCUGUCAUUCUCAGCUGCUGCUUUGUACAAUUCAGUAUUAAGCACGUUUUGAAGGAGAGCUGUUGUAGGUUUAAAGGCAUUUAUUUCUCACCUCAGCUUUUUGCUCUGAACUAUUCCCUCGCCCCUCCCUCUCUCUCUCAGUCACACGUUUAACAUUUGCCACAUUGAGUUGUCUCUGUAGAGCGCGCCUCACCUUUUUCUACAAACAACGUGCCUAGUUUCUACAACUUCUCCAACAGCAGCACUGCCCAUGAAACAAAGACGCUCAGAGAUGAAGCCAGCGCCACCACCAGUCCAUCCUUCCAUCCUUUCUUCCUAAAGCAACCUCUGGGAACCACAUCACACGGAAUCCACGCUGGAAAACGCUGGAGUCCAUCCUCACGUUCGACUAAUAAUCGAAAAGCAUCUGGUUGUCUUCUUGUCCUGGCGUCACUGCAUGCGAUUUCUGAAUGUAACCCUCGAAUCAGGCCCUGACGUUUGUCUUUGUGUUCCUGCCGGUGGUUUUAUAGCCGUUUGUUUGUCAUAUGAGGCCCAUUGUCUUCUCUCACGUUGAAUACGAUCAACGAGGCCCCGACUGCUGCGUUCAAACCGAAAUGAGUUCAUGUGAUGCUGAGAACCUGUGGAACGCUGGUCACUGCACCGUCGGACAGCACGCUGUGAACCCUGGCAGCGUCCGCGGGCCCAACCUCCUGUUGGUCCUGUAACACGUGGCUGCUACGCGCUGAAGCCUCAGCACCAGUGGAGCGUUUGAGCUUCCAGAAGCAGCUGUGGGAACGGGCCCGUCUCUGCGUAGGAACCACAGGCAGCAGCAGGUUGAGCCUUCGUCCAGGUCCAAACGGAACCACCUGCUUUUAUUUUCUACGCUCCCCAGGUCUUUAAGAGUUUGUGCAUGACUUUAUUGGACUUGACCCAAACACUAAAAAGCUAAAAGGCUCCAUUUUCAGUGGAGACGAGCUCUUUCUGCUCUGAACCUCUGGUUCACUACAGCACACGGACCCGGAUCAGGAGUAAAUCAGGACUUCCACAAAGGCUGAGCUGCGUUCGUUCCGUGAGCAGGUGAACGUGCUCAGCGACACCCGUCACCGUUCAACCUCCACACUUUCACCUCCUGUAGGCAAUAAAUGUCGAUUUUUCUGAA
This is a messenger RNA of Betta splendens (Siamese fighting fish), 3928 nucleotides long. RefSeq names its product CCR4-NOT transcription complex, subunit 6-like (gene cnot6l). Gene Ontology annotation, cellular component: cytoplasm; CCR4-NOT complex; nucleus. The record is from RefSeq and is a predicted model, not a curated record. Gene Ontology annotation, biological process: nuclear-transcribed mRNA poly(A) tail shortening. NCBI's taxonomy places the organism in Eukaryota, Metazoa, Chordata, Actinopteri, Anabantiformes, Osphronemidae. Gene Ontology annotation, molecular function: protein binding; poly(A)-specific ribonuclease activity.